CUCAGCCGAGCGGGGCGGGCGCGGAGCGGCGGCGGCGGCUGAGGCGCGUCCCGGAGGGAUGUCGGGGACCCGCUGCCAGGCGCUGUACCCCUUCUCCGGGGAGCGGCACCGGCAGGGGCUGCGCUUCGCGGCGGGUGAGCUGAUCACGGUGCUGCAGGUGCCAGACGGCGGCUGGUGGGAAGGGCAGAAGGAGGACGGGCUGCGUGGCUGGUUCCCGGCCAGCUACGUCCAGCUGCUGGAGCAGAAACCCCGAAAGGCAACUCCUCAGCCAGGAGAGGACACCUUGAAUGGCCACCUUCCCCCUGGCUGGCAGAGCUACAUGUCCCCCCAGGGUCGCAGGUACUACGUGAACACCUUCACAAAUGAAACGACGUGGGAGCGGCCGAGCAGCGUGCCUGGCACUCCCAAGAGCCCUGUGUCACAGAAGAGUUCUGCAGUGAAUGGCUACUACAUCUCUGGGUCCCCAGUACACCAGCUUGACUCAGGUCACAUGAGCCUCCGAAAACCCAGUGGGGACCCCCAGAGCCCGGGCUCCCCGGCGGCGCCGCGGCGGCAGAGCAAGGAGAGCAGCCUGACGAUCAACUGUGUGACUUUCCCCCACCCUGACGUAAUGCCAGAGCAGCAGUUGCUGAAACCUUCAGAGUGGAGCUACUGUGAUUAUUUCUGGGCAGAUAAGAAGGACUCACAAGGGAACAACACAGUGUCGGGAUUUGAAAUUCUUCUUCAAAAGCAACUUAAAGGGAAACAAAUGCAGAAAGAAAUGGCAGAGUUUGUUCGAGAAAGGAUAAAGAUUGAGGAGGAAUAUGCUAAGAACCUGUCCAAACUGUCUCAGAAUUCCUUGGCUGCUCAGGAAGAAGGCACACUGGGAGAAGCUUGGGCUCAGCUCAAGAAGAGUUUAGCUGAUGAAGCAGAGGUUCAUCUCAAAUUUUCUUCUAAGCUCCAGAGCGAGGUGGAGAAACCCCUGCUGAACUUCAGAGAGAACUUCAAGAAGGACAUGAAGAAGUGCGACCACCACAUCGCGGACUUGCGGAAGCACCUGGCCAGCCGCUACACGGCCGUUGAAAAGGCCCGGAAAGCCUUGACAGAGAGGCAGAAGGAUCUGGAAAUGAAAACACAGCAGCUAGAGGUGAAACUCAGCAACAAGACAGAAGAGGAAAUCAAGAAGGCCAGACGGAAGUCCACCCAGGCAGGGGAUGACCUGAUGCGCUGUGUGGAUCUUUACAAUCAAGCCCAGUCCAAGUGGUUUGAGGAGAUGGUGACCACCACUCUGGAGCUUGAGAGACUAGAAGUUGAAAGGGUGGAGAUGAUUCGGCAGCAUCUGUGCCAGUACACACAGCUGCGGCACGAGACAGACAUGUUCAACCAAAGUACAGUAGAACUUGUGGAUCAGUUGCUUCGGAAAGUGGAUCCUGCCAAAGACAGGGAACUGUGGGUAAAAGAACACAAAACUGGAGAUAUCCGACCUGUGGACAUGGAAAUAUAGACUGAUCUGUGCUUGGAUGUGAUGAGUCCACUGAAUUAAGCAGGCUAACGUUUGUUUUUAAGGGUCAGAAGAGCAUAGGGAAAAGGUUGUUUCACUACCAGACAGACACCUUGUAAUUUAUGCCUGUAUGGGCUAUCUCUGUUCCAUUUAGUCAUUACAAUGGUCCUCGUUGUGCUAAGCCUUAAGCACCAGACAUUCCAGGGUGAAAAAAACAGAUGUGUGCUUCCCACCUGAGGUUCCCAAUUGCACGCAGCUUCCAGGAGAAAUCUGCUUCCUGGCACAGAAAGUGCCCUGUUCUUCAGUGACUUUGUGCUCCACCCCUUGCAUGACUAUCUCUAUACAGUAUGUUAGAACAACCAGGCAGAGAGCCUCUGGCCAGCAAGGAGAUAACUGAAUAUGAUGCAGGAGGCAAGGAAGUCCUGAUCAUGAAUCCCAGCUCUGUCACUGACUGCUCUCACAGCCAUAGGCAAGUCAAUUAACUUUCCUGGCUCCCCCAUUUAUAAAAUCUGUGUAUCCUGCAGCAAUGUUGUGUGGAUGCAUUGCUUUCAUAUAACACUGUCUUUCACCAUGGCAGUGAAGUGAUGGCCCUUCUCCCAAAAUCUAUGGAGAAGAUUCCUGUUCUUCCUGUUUUAUACUCCCUCUCAGGGAUACAUAAACCCAUUUUCAUGAUUUCUGUUGUCGGCCAGUCUUAGGUAAGUUUGAAAGUGUUACCAUCACAAUUUUUUAUCAGGAAAGACUUGGUUGUACUAUACCUACCUCAUUAGCUGUCAGAGUGCCCUCAAUGACAGAAGGAGGUCGUAUCCCAAGGAAUAAAUUAGAUGUUUAAAAUCUUUCCUGCUCAUGCAAGGUGUUUUUCCACAGAAUCUCCUUAAAGACAGUCCUCUAAUAGUUUACUUGGGAUUCAGGUUUAAAUUUCCUCUGUUGGUUUCUUCAGGUGAAUAUCACAGACUUUAGGUAUUUUUAAUUACUGGGUUUGUCCCAUUAAAUUUUGGCUUUUAUCUUUUUGGAGCCUGAUUUUCAAAGGUGCCAUGAAUAUAUGAUGCUAGAUUGCAUUCAGUGUAGAUGUAGGUGCCCAGCACUUCUGUACCAUCUUGAGUUUUUUUCUGUUGCCCUUACUGCAAACCACCAAAAAUUCAACACAGCUCUUGGCAAAUAGUGUUACGUAGUUUGGAGACUGGUUUUGAAAAGGUAUUUAUUUUCUUCUGCUGUUAUUUCUGAUGGAAUAUUCAAUGUUGCUGUUAAUAUAUUUCUUUCAGCAUUUCAUACAAUGCAAAGAUUCUUCAGAUUCUUGCUUUAGAUCCAGGAGAAAUCUUGAUUCUCACCACUGUGGCCUUUAUCAGUGUUUACUGUGGUCUUAGCUACAAUAUCCCAAACCACACUAUUUCAUUUGCUCCCCACUUCUGCUUCAUUUUAUCUCACUGCUACUGUCUUUUUCUCCCCAGCCUCAGAGCUGCAUCCUUCUUUUGUUUACUGUUCCAGGUUUUUGUUCACCAUCCUCCAAAUGCUGGGACUAGAUCAUUGGGAGUCAAUAUUCCUCCUUACAAAUACAAACUGAGACACAGAAAAGUCUUACCUGAAGCAUGUUUGUAACAUUGCUGCAGUGGUUAUUUUUCUGGUUUAUUAUUUCUAAAUUAUUAUUGCAUUUUUCUGCUGGUUCCUUUUUUUCCAACCAUCUCUUUACUAGUCCAGGUUCCUUCCUACUUUGCAAAUGCCUUCACAGCCCACUCCUCUGCUGCUUCAUUAACCUUGACAAACCUUCAGCAUCCUUUGCACGCUGGCAGUUGGAGUGCCAUGACUGCUGCAUGCUCAGGAUCACUGCUCCUGCUGGGGCACUUGGGAAUUUGGACUCCAGUUUUAUUCUUGGUGUAGGCAGAGCACGCUGUGGUGUGAGCCUCUCCCAAGUUCCUGCACAGAGCAUUGCAGCACCAGCUGAAGUGUUUGGUUUGCCUGAGUGUCCUGAGCUUGGUGAGAGGCUCCCUGGGAUCCUCUUCUCCUUCCUUCUGCCCUCAGGCAGGGCAGUUGGUGAUCUCUCCUUUUCAGUUUCUGCUGAUUCACUCUCUGUCUUACUCAUUUUUGGCCAUAUCAGUGUGCACUUCUAACUCCUGCCUUGCACUUCAGAGGACAGGCACUUUUUUAUUUUUUUAAGCCACAAGUGCAGGUUGAACUUUGAAAACUUCAGUGGCCAAAAUAAUGUGAACACAUGAAAGCUCCAUUUCAGGCUGCCCCCUGUUCUUGCCUGUAAUUGUAAUUUCAAUUGUAAAUUGAAAUGAACAAUCUUGACAAUGCCUCAACACAUUCUUGUUUUGUUUGCAAAACAAAGCUAGUUGUGCACUUUAUACAGUAUUCUCUUAAUAAAUACCUGAAAUUAAUUGUUAGAAAUUACACUUUACUUUUCCUCUUUCUUUAAAGAUGUUUUUUACUCUUUUGGACUGGAAACACUGUCCAUUAGCACAGGUUUUUCUGGGAACUGUAAUGUGUUGUGGUUCCUCUGCUAAGGUGUAUUUAUGCUGCUCUAAAUUCUUAGUUGGGGGUUUGAUGUUUUUGUUUAUUUGGGGGGGUUUUGUGGUUAUGUUUGUUUUGGGUUUUUUCUUACUUUUGGGUUUUUUUUCCAGACAUAUUUCCUGCUUCUAGUUCUUGGUCCAUUUGAAGUGUUUCAGGGAUGUGAGCUGCCCAGAACAGUGAUUCUCUUGGUGGAGCCUGUGUCUCUUUUUCGCUUCAGUGACCAGAGGAGAGCACAGGUACCUGGCUGUUGAUCAUUCCCAGCCCCAGGAGACUCUGGGUUGUGCUCCACCACAGGUGAGAUGCUUCACCCACAACACUUCCAUCUGUGUUCAGUGCAAGUUUUGCUGUUGCCUGUAAAGAGUUUUCAGCUCAUUUCUUUCAAAAGAUGAUAUUCCCUCUUGCUGUGACCCUGCAGAUCAGUGUUACCUUCUCAUUCAUUUCUCUUUCUGAUGAAUUUUGGACAGUGAUGCCUUACAGGUCAGGGCUUGCUGGAGUUCCCUUGCUUCUAACAGCACCUUCAAAGAGGGUAGUGGCACAUUUAAAGGAGAGCAUGGGUUCCUGCUCUCACAGGUAACUUUGGUGGUUUCAGCAUUGCUCUGUUUGUCUUCCACUGAGUUCCAAAAAUGCAGUUGAGCCCAGUCUGUCUUCAUGCUCAUCUUAAGCAGCUGCUUCUCCAGAGCAAACUCAGUGUUUUAAUAAAACUCCAGCAUGUGUGGAUGCUGCAUGAUGCUGCUGACUAAUGGAAUACCAAAGGAAGUCUCUCACUUCCAGGGCUGAGCUUAGGCAUCACCUCACUUCAGCUGGCACCUCUCGUGCCUGGUGUGAGCUUUUGCUGGUUUAGGCACUGUGGGGAUCAGAUUGGCAGGGUUAUCUGACAUCUCUGCAUGCUCUGAGGUCACAGAGAGGUCAGCUCUCAGCUAGCACUGUUUGCUUUCACUGCCAGAGGUGGAACAAGGGGGAAUUUCCCUCUGGUCCUUAGCAGGUAGCUCUGCUUGCCCAGAUCUGUUAAGCCAGCUAUGUUUUGGGAGUGCUGCCACACCUGUGAGCUCCCUCUUGGUCCGAGCGAUGCUGUCACACUCUUGUCCUGGGCUGGAGGGCUCUCUGGCAUUUUCCCUUUCAGCCAGAGCCUUUUGGCCCUUCUCUGGCCUUCCUGAACUCCAUGGCUUCAGAUCAGUGCCAGAGCUGCUGAGGUGCUUUGCCAGCUGUGCCCUCAGCUGCCACACAGAAUGAGAACUUUUUAUUCACCAUCCAGACCUUCCUGCCUGUGUCUUCAAGCACAGUUGAACAUCUUUCUCUCUAAGGUAUUCUUUCAGCUCAUUUCCUGCCAGAACUCAUUCUGGAUCCAGUGCUGUUGGCUGAUUCCUGUUGAAGUUUAUGAGCUGAAAGCAGUGAGUAUUUUUCCACAUGGGCCAAAUGCACUCUUCUCCCAUUAGCAGCAAGAUUCCAGUUUUUCUUGGAGCAGUAUCCCAAAAAGGCCUAAUUCUCAGUUUGCCAACCUGCUCCAGGUUCAGUCAUGUCUGCCACUCACACUUGUUCAUCACUUCUAUGGGUUGGACAUCUUUUGAAAGACUUUGGUUGCUCCCUUACAGGGACAUUAGUUCAUUAUUGGACACUGGAAUUGUAGAAGAUACCUUUAAUUUUUAUUUUUUAAAAUUUUAAAAUACUGUAACAGCAGUGAAAAUCAUACAGAAAUCUCUGUAAUGUUUCUAGACUCCCUUUCUCCCUGUGCAGUCACUUCUGAGCUGCUGGGGGCAGCUGUGCUCCCCCUUAUUGCACAGAUAAACACUGAAAUCACACUUCCUUGAGUGCCUGACAGGCAGCAUGCAACCUUGUGCACUACUUCUUUUUCCCUUUAUGCAGCUUUUUUUUUCUUUUAAUUUUGCUUGGGUUAGGGUUUUUUUUUCUUUUGCCCUAACAGGAAUUUUCUGUGAGGCAUCCACAAGAAGCUUCUUUAUGCUUGUAGCAGUUGUUGUUUCUCAGGCUUUGUUAGAACUUCCUAGAAUUGUCCUUGUUUUUAAUGUCAGUAUUUAAAUAUUGGCUGCAAUAUAGAAAUGGGCAUUCUUCACCUAUUCUUUGGAAGUGCUCAGCACUCAGAGAUUUCUUGGAAUACAGCAGGGAGCUAAGAGAUAAGACUCUUUGAAAAUCAGGCUAACAAACAGAAAUGCACAAGCCUCUUUUUUCCUUACUUGUACUCAAGUACAUGGAUAAAGUAAAUAAUAAGAAAUGAGAAAUAAUUAAUGUGUAGCUGCUCUCUGUGCAGCUCCUGUAGUGUUUUUGUGUGGGGCUGCAGUCAGAACACACCUCUGGAGUCUGGACCCACAGGUCACCUACUGAUGGAGCUGUAAAAGCCCAAAUCCAUAAUUCAGUGACAAAGGGGCUCUGCCCAUCCAUUUCUUCAUCACACACAGGGAGAGAAAGGGCACUGCUUACCCAGGUGGGUCCUUCACUACCAAGCACCUUAAGAAAUCCAGACAAGCACUUUGAAGGUCCCCCUGGAAUGAGUAGAUGUGGCUUCUUGAUGCGAUUAUUGGAUGUUUCCUUCUGAACUGAAAGCAGAUUUACUGUUUCACAGUAUCUCCUGUGCUCUUGUCCUCUGGUGCAGCCUGCUCUGUCCGGUCCCAGCAGUGUCCUGAGGGCAGUCCUGCUCACCCUGACAUUCCUCUCAUUGGCAAUUACAUCUUCAAAAGGCAGUGUCAAAAAGGCAGUUUUCAAAAUAAUGAGCUUUUUCAGUUCACAGACCUCUCUGGAAAGCCUGCAGGCUUUUUGCUCCCCAGUGUGUGUUGAAAUAGCAGAGUGGUGUGGCAGAGGUUGCUGAAGCACUGGCUCUGAGGAGUUGCUGCUGUGUGGACAUUCCUGCCAUCCUCUCCCAGGGAUGGGGAACAGCCCACAGGCAUCCUGUGUGCACCAGAGGAGCCUGCUGGUCUGAUCUAUCUUAACCAGGUGGGCAAGAAUCACAGAUAAAUUCGGAUUAAAGCAGACACACGGGGCAGGAGGAUGGUUACCUCAGUGGCAUCUCUCUCACACCCUGAUGGGGACUGAGUAAUGAUGAGUAAGGAGCCCAUCAUUGUCCCAGUCCUGCUCAGCACCUGGAAAUCAGUGCUGGGAUGUGUCUGUUGCUGCUCCAGAGCUGUCCAGCUCACACCUGGUUGCACCCAUGGGAGGCCAGCAGGUGCCAGUGCUGCCCUGGGGACCACAAGGGGCUCUGGCAUUUGGCUGCCCCAGCUCAGGUGUGCUGAGCCUGCUGUGCUUCAGGAGCCUGGAGCACACAGCCCUGCUGAGGCACGGUGGGAAUGAAGUCUUUCCUGGCAGCAAAUCCUUGUCUUUUUCCUGAGAACACUGUUGUGGGAAUAACACCCACUGCUUUGUCUUAAAAUAGGUUUUAUUCAUACGAGUGGUGCAUCUUUCAACUCUUUAUUUUCCCCCUCUCUGUUGUUACUGUAGCCAGCCCUUCAUCAGUGAAGUAUAACAAUUUUCAGGACCUUUAAUUGUGAAAUUUCAUAGAAAAUACCUGUUCUUUCAAUGUCCUAACCAAACUUCAUGCUUUUGAGAGUUUUAAGAGCUUUUUUGGACAGGUUAUUUUGGGUUUUAUUUUGGAUUUUUUUAAUCAGCCACCAGGUUUGGAAGUGUAAUAACUUUUUUUUGUGCUAGCUGCAGUUUCUUUUUCCUUCCUGGAUGUUUUUUUUCUGAAGGGACCAACACAUAGCACAAUGCAGCUUAAAUUUCUAAUCCCAUGCAUUCCUCAAGGCAGAAACCUUUGGUGCCUAAUGAUGCAUCUGAGUCUAAGAACUGUAUGUGGAUAAAAUCUUUCAUAGACCAAUAAAAAAAAAAAUCUUAGAUUAACCACAUAAUAAUCACAGGAAAAAAAAACCACGUAUAGAUUUGAGACAUUCAAAUUUAAUUCCCUCAACUUACAUUAAGUUGAACUAUUUCAGGUGUGUCAUAAGAGACAAACUCAGUGGAUAUUCAGAACAAAAGCUGCUCUCUCCAGGUUCAGUGAGUGGACAGGACUAUAAUUUUGAAUAUAUGCAGUCUUUUAGGGCUACUGAUUUAACAAGUAACUGAUUAAUGGCUUGUGUCACAACCCUAUUAAAAUUCUGCUAGUAAAUCCCCUUGAAGUGCCUCUUUAAAUAGUAUCUGCUACAAUCAUGUGAAAAAUACAGAAUUACCCUACAAAUUGUCAAAUCUCAGGAGCAGCCACUGUGCACAGAUCUGUGCAGGAUUCUCAGCCCCUUCCUUGCUCUGAACUGUGCACCCUUUUAGGACAGCCACAUCUCCAGGAGUCCUGCCUUUGGCUCUGAGAAUUUGCUGUCCAGCUCAGGCAUUGUAAGUUCUCAAUGCUGACAAUGGAAUAGAAAAAAAUUAGACUUAAAAGCAACUGCAUUGAAACUAAUCUUUGGACCCAUGCUUGGUCUCAGUAGAAUAAGCAGGGAAUUUUGCAUAAAAUUAGUAUGCAGUGAUAAUUUUACAUAAAAGAGUUGUUACACUUUAUUGCAUAAAAUUAAUAAAUAAUAAUAAUAAAGCCCACAAAUUUAUUUUUUACACAGCAGUUGCAGAGAAGAAAUGUUCUGGUCCUGGAACUCAAAAGCUGAAUGUGAUUUCAGGGAUCUCACAUCUGGUAACAAAAUAAUCAAAGUCAUGUUAAUCCCAGAAUUUGGCAAUGGCUGACCUGAAAUCCCUUUUUCCUUUGGAGUUUUUUGAUUAAAUGGCUGAGAUUAUCAGAAUAGCCUAAGGAAUUUGGAUGUCCAUACUCCUUUAGGUCAAAAACACUCUUUAGGGACAGCAGCCUCUAUCCAUUAGGAAAACAGCAGGUACUAGUGUUGGACAAAAAUUCUUUCUUCUCCUUAGAUGCUUCCCUUGUUUUCUGCAGCACAAGGCAGUGUGAGAAUUCCUGGGAAGUUCUGCAGAAACUGUAGCAGCAGGGAUUCACAGGCAGGCCAGAUACCAGGCAUACACUAAACCAGAGUUUUCUAUCAAAAUUAAGUUGCUUAUUUGGUCCUUUUUGUGUAAGUUUUCCUAAAUACUUCUAAAUUUCUAGGAAAGUUGUCUUUUGCCAGUACUAAUGACUUGUUUUUACAGAUGCUUAACCAAAAUUUUAUAACUUCCCAUAAAUUUUGGCUGACUAGACCCUUUAAAUAGUUUAUUUAUCACACAGCCUCUGUCUGGGUUACUAGUAAAUCUUGGAUCAUUGUGGAAAUUCUAGGAUGGCUUUUGUUCCCUAAGGAUAGAUGAAGGAAUCACUUACUGAACUUAAGUUGAAUGAAGAAAAGAUUUAAGGGGCAGAUCUUCAGCUCAAAUAAACUGGCAGGGUUCAGUGGAAGCUACUUGAUGUCAGCUGUGGAUCUUGUCCUUCAGUGUUGAAGGCAUUUCCUAUAUGUAAUUUUUCUGUCUUACUGUAAAACAAUUUCAUAUGGUUAAACUGUAUUUUCCUAUAUUGUUCUGCAAGUUUAUAUACACCAUAGUGCUCAUCUCAUCUCCUGUAAAAUAAACUGUACAGAGACA
This is a messenger RNA of Onychostruthus taczanowskii (white-rumped snowfinch), 9484 nucleotides long. It is a transcript of the gene GAS7, whose product is annotated as growth arrest specific 7. Gene Ontology annotation, cellular component: actin filament; plasma membrane; cytoplasm. The transcript is spliced from 14 exons. Gene Ontology annotation, molecular function: actin filament binding. Gene Ontology annotation, biological process: neuron projection morphogenesis; actin filament polymerization. Lineage: Eukaryota; Metazoa; Chordata; Aves; Passeriformes; Passeridae. The coding region runs from base 59 to 1483 and encodes 474 amino acids. The record is from RefSeq and is a predicted model, not a curated record.